Messenger RNA from Mobula hypostoma (lesser devil ray), 3612 nucleotides. Its product is annotated as cytosolic carboxypeptidase 4. The record is from RefSeq and is a predicted model, not a curated record. Gene Ontology annotation, biological process: protein side chain deglutamylation; proteolysis. Bases 223 to 3612 code for a protein of 1129 amino acids. The transcript is spliced from 24 exons. Lineage: Eukaryota; Metazoa; Chordata; Chondrichthyes; Myliobatiformes; Myliobatidae. Gene Ontology annotation, molecular function: zinc ion binding; metallocarboxypeptidase activity.
GCUGCUUAGCACACAGCAAAUUUGCUAUUUUAUGAACAGAACUCAUCAAAAUUUUUUUUCACAGCAGAAAAUUGACACCUCCCGCUGUGUCAGAGGCAAGUUAAAUGAUGUCAAUCUCUGGUCUGCCCGCAGUAUUCUCAGUGUGCACAGUCCUCAGUGCUCCCUGCAGUUUCAAACGCGAGAGAGCCCGUGUGCUUCUGCUUUGAGAGCCUGUCAGAAAUCAUGGCAGAGAUGAUAGCUGCUCCGGAAAACACAGGCUUGGAAGUUCUCCUGUCGACACUCAAGAAUUCCCAAGAUUUGAAAAGUACUCGCAGCAUCUUGCAAAUUCUGGAUGCACUACUGUCAGCAGGUACAGUCAAACGGAUCAGUUACCUGAUUACUAAAGGAGGGAGUGAGGCAUUACUACACACACUGGUGAAUGUAACUAAAGUACUUCCUCUGGAUUAUAAGGUCAUCUUUCCUUUAAUGCAGUUAAUUGUCAAAGUUGGACAAAGAGAUCAGAGGUUUGGACACAAAGCUCAAGAAAUUGGAGCCUUAAAUGAAAUCUUGAACUUGUUGAAGUGCGGCCUACCCCGAGCCAAGUAUGUCACUCCCUGUUUGUGGACUAUCAAGAUCUGUGCUUCCAGUGCUACAGUUGGUGCUGCAAUGGGUAAGAGUGGAAUCAUAAGAUUCAUGCUUAACCUGCUUUCCCCGUACACGACUCGGAAAACAAAGGCUAUAAGAGCUGCCACAGAAGCUCUUUCAGCCUUACUGAAAUCGAAAUGGAAUAGCAGACAAGCUGUGGACAAUGGGUACAUCCACAGGCUCUUGAAACUAUAUGAGGACUGGCAUCAGAGAGACACAAAAAUCAAGUACAUUGCGAUCCAGGCAGCCCUGCUGAAGUGCAUCAAAAACAUUACCAACCUCCAGAAGGGGAAGAAAGCUUUUCUAGAAGCUGAUGGGAUGAAGGUCUUGCUUAACGCCUCAUGGGCUUGUGGCUCUAGCCCAGAUCUACUCCCUGUCAUAAAGAUGGCUACACAAAUUAUGCGCAAGUGCUAUCCAAAACAACAUGUGCCCUUACUCGAACUUCGAAGCUGCUAUUCAUUUGCCUUACCAAAUGCAGCCCACACCCGGGUGCCAGAGGGUCCCAGUGAUACUCUCAGAGAGUUUGUUGCAGCUAGAGAAAAUGACGAACAGGAUGAUGAAGAUGAGAUUGAAGAACCUGGCUGUAGUGAAGACAGUACGGAUAGCGUGAGAGAGCAUGAGGAUGAUCUAGAGACAGAUCUAUCCAGACUGAAGCCAAGCUCUGAACUUGGCAGACCUGUGGAGGAGUUGGAACAGUACCAAAGGUUUUGCCCAGAACUCUUUGAGUAUUUUCGGGAUUCAGACUCAGAUGACCUAAGUCUCAGUCAGGACAAUGCGUCAUGCUCUACGUUCUUCACAGCCCUGCAUCAGAAGGAUUCCAGAGAGCGGGGCCAGGACGGCGCUGGGGAAGUUUUGCCGAGGCAACACAACUCGUUUAGGAGCAGAAGAACCCGUCAGAAAUCUCCAUCUCCAUCUGGCAAUGACGGGGAGAAUGGAUCCAGAGGACUGCCAAGGAAUCACUACACACACCCAGCUAAACCGGGCAGAACGAACCAUUCGAAAGAUAAAAUGAGCCAACUCCGUUUGAAUAUACAGAGGGGUGGUGUAGAUCUUUCUAGAAUAAACACAGAUUUACAGAACACUGAAGCUCAGAGUACUGCUGGUGACGAAUCUGCCGGAUCCUUCGAUCCUAGCUGGGCCAUUGGUGGCAAACAUGAGAAUGAGAACACUGCAAAUAAGCUUUUAAAAAUGUGUAAAGAAAUAACACCCUUCCAUGACCCGUAUAUUUAUACCAUCAAAGCAGAGGAAACCAAAUCAGCAAGUGAUUACAAAACCCUGGCAUUUCCAGAUUACUGGGGUCAUACGCCACCCCGCUAUCAGGAGCCUCUGAUGGGUCAGUGGUGUGGAGGUCAAAGGGCUAAAAUAUUUGAAGAUAUUCGGCGUUUAGUCAACUCUGGGGAUGUUCUGAACAGGGUCGUUUUUGACACUGAGAGUCCUUCAUUGGUUACAGCAGGAGAUGACUCUUCCCUAAACUUCUUCUCAAACUUUGAGUCAGGAAAUCUUCGAAAAGCUAUUCAGAUUCGCAAAUAUGAAUAUGAUCUGAUAAUGAAUGCUGACAUUAACACAAACCUUCAGCAGCAGUGGUUCUACUUUGAGAUCAGCGGCAUGAGAGCUGGAAUCCCAUAUCGCUUCAACGUUAUUAACUUUGAGAAGACAAAUAGCCAGUUCAACUACGGGAUGCAGCCGGUGAUGUAUUCCGUCCGUGAAGCAUUGUGUGGAAGAGCUCACUGGGUUCGCGUAGGUUCUUAUAUCUACUAUUACAAAAAUCAUUAUUACACUCAUGGAUCAGAGGAAAAAGGACAAAAAGAAACAGCGUUUUACACUUUGACCUUCACUGUCACGUUCCUGCACUCAAAGGAUGUCUGCUACCUAGCAUAUCACUAUCCAUACACCUACUCAACGUUAAUGACUCACCUGCACCUUCUUGAGCAGUCACUCAAUCCUGAUCAGGUUUACUUCAGGCAGCAGGUACUGUGCUCCACACUAGGAGGCAACAACUGUCCAGUGAUCACCAUUACUGCAAGGCCGGGGGCCCAGCCUGAGCAGCUGGAAGAAUUUCGGAAUCGCCAGUACAUAGUCCUGACAGCUCGGGUCCAUCCCGGAGAGAGCAAUGCGAGCUGGGUUAUGAAAGGGACCCUGGAAUUUCUCAUAAGCAACAACCCCAUUGCCUGCUGCCUACGAGAUACCUACAUCUUCAAAAUCAUUCCUAUGUUGAACCCAGAUGGUGUUAUCAAUGGCUGCCAUCGUUGUUCUUUGAGUGGCGAGGAUCUGAACAGACAAUGGUCUGAGCCAAGUCCUGACCUGCACCCAACAAUUUAUCACACAAAGGGGCUCCUCAGCUACAUGAAGAGCAUUGGAAGAACCCCACUGGUUUUCUGCGACUACCAUGGGCAUUCAAGGAAGAAAAACGUCUUCAUGUAUGGUUGCAGUCUUAAGGAGACACUGUGGCAGUCAAAGUCCAGCAUUGACACAGCAACUCUGAAAGAAGACAUUGGCUAUCGAGACAUUCCCAGAGUUCUGGACAAGAUUUGCCCCGCAUUUACCAUCAGUCGCUGCUGCUUCUUGGUACAGAAGUCACGGGAAGCCACGGCUCGGGUGGUGGUUUGGAGAGAGAUUGGGAUCCUGCGAAGCUACACCAUGGAGAGCACGUUUUGCGGCUGUGAUCAGGGCAAGUACAAUGGUCUCCAGAUCAGGACCAGCGAGCUAGAAGAAUUGGGAGCCAAAUUCUGCACAGCGCUCUUGAAGCUGAAUAAAGAUACAAUGCUGCGUAGCACACGGCUGAUAUUCCCAGAUACUCCGCUGUUUGACUUGGAUAAUGAGCUCCACAAUGAUAAAAACAUGUCACACAGUGAUGUGGUUAUAGAUGAUGAGCCCCCGUGCCCAGAGGAGAUAGAUUAUUACUCUGACUACUGCAUUGAGGACGACGAUGAUCCCAUCGACCUGACCGCUGAGGUUGACGAGAGCUCUGAGGAUGAACUUUUUUGCUGA